Meloidogyne enterolobii is the source of this 495-nucleotide messenger RNA. NCBI's taxonomy places the organism in Eukaryota, Metazoa, Nematoda, Chromadorea, Rhabditida, Meloidogynidae. The record is from the annotation of a GenBank genome assembly.
AUGCAAAAGGUGGUCAGAAGUACAGGAUGUAAACUUCUGUACACAGACACUGAUUCGAUUAUUUUUGUGCACCCUGAGGAAGAUAAUCCACUCAAGCUUGGUCCGCACUUGGGUGACUUUACUGAUGAGUACCCUCGUCAUAGAAUACUGGAAUAUUGUUCAGCUGGUGCCAAACAAUAUGCGCUUCAACUUCAAAGAAAUAAUGAUCCAGAUGCGGGCUUAGAACAUGUAAUUAAAUUGAGAGGUAUUACUUUGAAUUGGGAUGUGACUGUGAACCAACAAUUACACUAUGAAACUUUUAAAUCAAAAUUAUUUCAAUUUGUUAACGGUAAUUGUCCUCCACUAAACUUAAGUUAUCCCAAUUUUCUUCGCCCGUCUGUAAGAAAAGGCUCUGUUUUUACUCAACCAUUAAAGAAAAUGUACCGUCCCUUUGUAGGGAAAGGAAUUGUAAGACCUAGUGAUUUUACUGUAUUAGAUUUUGGAUAUAAUUUGUAA